CGCCCCCUCACCCGACCCUGCCCGUUCUCCAAUUCAUUAUUACUGCAAGACAAGAAUGGCCUCUUCCCUUCUUCCGGCCGCUCUGCAGAGCAAACUGCUGGGCUAUAGCAGGGCCCCCAGCACGCAGCUGGCCGCUUUGCACCUGGAUCUUCUUCGCAAUAUUGUGUUUAUCCUCUUCAUACUUCGCUACGUUCGCAAGACAUUCCAUUCCGUCCGCGGUUACGGCAUCUUCGGCAGCAUUCGCAAUGUCUACGCCGCCAUCCGUCUCCGCCUCUAUUCCAUUUUCUUGCGCUUCCCCGGAGUCCGUGGUCAGGUCGAUAAGCAGGUCUCCACCGCGAUCGAGAACCUGGAGUCGAAACUCGUCGCCAGUGGCCCCGGUGUCACAAGGUAUUUGAACCUCCCCAAAGAAGGAUGGACCGCCGAGCAGGUUCGCGCCGAGCUCGAUAAGCUGGCCAGUAUGGAACACACGCGCUGGGAAGAUGGUCGAGUUAGUGGUGCUGUGUAUCAUGGUGGUCAGGAUCUUCUGAAGCUCCAGGCCGAGGCGUUUGGUCAAUUCGGUGUCGCAAACCCCAUCCAUCCGGAUGUCUUCCCGGGAGUUCGCAAGAUGGAGGCUGAAGUUGUGGCUAUGGUCCUGGCGCUGUUCAAUGCUCCUUCCGAUGGUGCGGGCGUCACUACCAGUGGCGGCACCGAGUCCAUCAUCAUGGCAUGCUUGGGUGCGCGGCAAAAGGCCUUCCUCGAACGAGGUGUAACGGAGCCGGAGAUGAUCAUCCCCGAUACCGCCCAUGCUGCUUUCUACAAGGCUUGCAACUACUUCAAGAUCAAGCUUCAUCGUGUUCCUUGUCCGGCGCCAGACUACAAAGUCCACAUCCCCUCCGUGCGUCGUUUGAUCAACUCGAACACGAUCCUGAUCGUCGGAUCCGCACCAAACUUCCCCCAUGGAAUCGUCGAUGAUAUCCCAGCUUUGUCUCGGCUCGCAACUUCGUACAAGAUUCCUCUCCACGUUGACUGCUGCCUUGGAUCCUUUGUUAUUGCAUUCCUCAAGAAGGCGGGCUUUGCAUCGCCGUAUGAGGAAGAGGGCGGUUUCGAUUUCCGCCUCCCUGGCGUGACCAGCAUCAGUGUUGACACCCACAAGUACGGAUUCGCGCCCAAGGGUAACUCAGUGCUCCUGUACCGCAACAAGGCCUACCGCAGCCACCAAUAUUUCAUCUACCCCGACUGGUCCGGUGGCGUCUACGCAUCUCCGUCCGUGGCUGGCUCUCGCCCUGGUGCUCUGAUUGCAGGAUGCUGGGCUAGUCUGAUGAGCGUCGGCGAAUCUGGAUACAUCAAGAGCUGUCUUGAUAUCAUGGGCGCGGCGAAGAAAUUUGAAGCAUCGAUCAAGGAACACCCGGUUCUGUCGAAAAGCCUCGAGGUUGUUGGAAAGCCCAUGGUCAGCGUCGUUGCAUUCCAGAGCAAAAAUGAGGCUGUUGAUGUCUACGACAUCGCGGACAGCCUGUCUGCGAAGGGCUGGCACCUCAAUGCUCUUCAGUCGCCCCCCGCAAUCCACGUGGCGUUUACUGUUCCCACUGCCGCUGCUGUUGACGAGCUCACCAUCGACGUGGCCGUGGCCGUCGAGAAGGAGCUGGAGAAGGCGGAGGAGAGGAAGCGCCAAGGGAAGUCGUAUGUUGUCAAGCGUGGGGAUACUGCGGCUCUGUAUGGUGUGGCUGGCAGCAUGCCGGACAAGAGUAUCGUCAGCCGCCUGGCCGAGGGCUUCCUUGACACUUUGUAUAAAGCCUAGAUGAGCUACUGACCCAGAAGACCUGCAUUGUUGAUACGUUUUCGAAAAGCGAAAAGACCCGGUAAGGUCCGUCCGUUGCAAAUAGUGGACCACUGGUGUUAUGGUGUAUAGGCUUAGAUAUUGCAUUUUUUUUUCUUCUUUUGUUCCUCUUCACGAGGAAGCAUAUUGUUAGCGAUUAAACGAAACAACAACUUCAGGGCCCCCUA
Aspergillus heteromorphus CBS 117.55 is the source of this 1980-nucleotide messenger RNA. RefSeq names its product sphinganine-1-phosphate aldolase DPL1. The coding region runs from base 56 to 1774 and encodes 572 amino acids. The record is from RefSeq and is a predicted model, not a curated record. Gene Ontology annotation, biological process: sphingolipid catabolic process; carboxylic acid metabolic process. Gene Ontology annotation, cellular component: endoplasmic reticulum. Gene Ontology annotation, molecular function: sphinganine-1-phosphate aldolase activity; pyridoxal phosphate binding. The transcript has 4 exons. Lineage: Eukaryota; Fungi; Ascomycota; Eurotiomycetes; Eurotiales; Aspergillaceae.